Punica granatum (pomegranate) is the source of this 4481-nucleotide messenger RNA. The record is from RefSeq and is a predicted model, not a curated record. NCBI's taxonomy places the organism in Eukaryota, Viridiplantae, Streptophyta, Magnoliopsida, Myrtales, Lythraceae.
CUCUCCUCUCUCUCUCUCUCUAGCAAGCACCGGAAAUGUUCUCUCCAGGUACGAAGAGACUGAACUUGAGCUCCCGGAGGGGAAGCCAGGCCGCUCCCGGCUCGCCGGCGACGCCAGCCGCCGACAAUCGAGUCCCCAACCGCCCUGCCACCGGAACUCCUGCUCCGUGGGCCCCUCGCCUCUCCGUUUUGGCCCGAGCUUCGGCUGCGAAGGAAGAUGAUAAAUCCGGCAAGGUAGAUCCAACUAAACCUGUCUUUGUCGGAGAGUUUCCCCAUGUGAUUCGUGAUGAACAAGCAAUUCUACACCAGAAGCAUUCUCUUGGUGACACCUGCAUAUCUGGUGGACUGGACCACGGAACUGCCCUUUCUUGGAUUAUCUGUGGAGACAAAGUCUUCAUCUGGAGCUACUUACUACCUUCUGCUUCGAAAAACUUCAUUGCCCUCACCAUUCCUUCAAACCUGAGUGAAGUUGAAGGCGCUGGCAGGAGCAUAUCUGAAGGAAGCAGUUGGUUACUUUGUUUUGUGAAGUGGGAUUUCACACAUAAAAGUACGCGAAGAGUGGCACAACAAAGCAAAUCUGUUGGGGUUGUGCUGUGUAACAAAAGAACUCGAGCAGUUAUUUACUGGCCUGACAUCUAUUCUGACAUAAAAUCUACUCCUGUCAGUAGUAUUGCUUCUGAGGAAGAACUCAAUGCAAUUGCCUCACCAGCUGAUGAGAAUAUCAGCACAAAGAGGCAGCGGCAAGGUAGCAGGAGCAGAAGUAGUUCCGCAGGCCCACAUGAUUUUAACUCUCUAAUUGUUUCUCCCAUCCUUAACAGCCAAGAAGAAUGUGCUGCCCUUGCCUGUUGCUCUAAGGGCGAGCUUUGGCAGUUCCACUGUUCUCGCCAUGCUAUACAUCGGAAAAGGGUGUAUAAGUGUGCGCAAGGUUCUCUUUCCCAAGGAAAUGAUGCUGUCCAGAGUACUGGUGGCAAAGGGUACCCAAGGUCACUGGUGUGGCGUUUUCAUCAUACUUCUUUGGAGGAAUCAAGCCGACAGUUCUUUCUACUGACAGAUCAUGAGAUACAAUGCUUUCUUCUCAAAUUUUCUUCAGAUCUGGAAUUGACAAAACUCUGGUCUGAUGAGAUUAUUGGCGAUGAUGGUGAGCUUGGUAUUAAGAAGGGUCUAGCUGGUCAGAAGCACAUUUGGCCUCUGGAUGUGCAGGUGGAUGAUACUGGAAAAGUAAUUACUAUUCUUGUGGCAAUAUUGUGUAAGGACAGAGUUAGUGGUUCGAGCUACACACAGUAUUCUCUUCUUACAAUGCAAUACAAAUCUGGGCUUAACAUCUCAUCUGAUGUUGGGGAGACCAUACAGGGCCGUAUCUUGGAGAAUAAAGCUCCCAUUCAAGUAAUAAUUCCUAAAGCAAGAUUUGAAAAGGAUGAGAAUUUCUUAUUUUCCAUGAGACUCCGUGUAGGGGGUAGGCCCUCAGGGUCAACGAUCAUACUCUCGGGCGAUGGAACAGCAACAGUCUCCUAUUAUUAUAGAAACUCCACUAGACUCUAUCAAUUCGACUUGCCUUAUGAUGCUGGAAAAGUUCUCGAUGCUUCAGUUCUUCCUUCUGCUGAUGAUUCUGAGGAUGGUGCAUGGGUUGUUCUAACUGAGAAAGCAGGAAUUUGGGCAAUACCUGAAAAGGCUGUCAUACUUGGUGGUGUUGAACCACCAGAGCGAAGCCUAUCCCGCAAGGGGAGCUCAAAUGGAGCAUCUACUCAAGAGGAGAGGAGAAACCUUGCAUUUGCUCGUGAAAUUGCUCCAAGAAGAGCUAGUUCCGAAGCUUGGGACUCUGGGGAUAGGCAAAGAGCUAUCAUGACAGGGAUAGCUCGGCGGACUGCUCAGGAUGAGGAAUCAGAAGCUUUGCUUAGUCAUCUUUUCCAUGAUUUUCUGCUCUCUGGGCAGGUUGAUGACUCACUCGGGAAACUAAAAAAUGCUGGAGCUUUUGAAAGAGAGGGUGAGGCUAAUGUGUUUGCAAGGACUAGCAAGUCAAUAGUUGACACCUUAGCUAAACACUGGACAACAACUAGGGGAGCUGAAAUUUUGUCUAUGGCUGUGGUCUCCACUCAACUGAAGGAUAAGCAGCAGAAACAUCAAAAGUUUCUCCAAUUUCUUGCAUUAUCGAAGGGUCAUGAGGAGUUAUGUACUAAACAGAGAAGUUCCCUUCAGAACAUUUUGGAGCAUGGUGAGAAGCUAGCUGGCAUGAUUCAACUAAGGGAACUGCAAAACACAAUUAGCCAGAAUCGUUCAACAGCAGUUGACUCCUCAUAUUCUGGUCCAGAGUAUGAAACUGCUAGUGCUCUAUGGGAUCUCAUUCAACUGGUCGGUGAGAGAGCUCGCCGUAAUACUGUUCUCCUGAUGGACAGAGACAAUGCUGAGGUAUUUUACAGUAAAGUUUCUGAUCUCGAGGAAGUAUUUUAUUGCCUAGAGAUGCAGUUGGACUAUUUGGUUGGUGUCGAGCAGCCUCUAGGAGUUCAGGUCAGCAGAGCUUUUGAACUCUCAGAUGCUUGUGUUACCAUAAUUCGUACAGCCAUGGACUACAGAAAGGAGUAUCAUCUGUGGUAUCCACCGCCUGAGGGCUUGGCACCUUGGUAUUGCCAGCUUAUCGUUCGCAAUGGACUCUGGAGCCUUGCUUCUUUCAUGCUUCAGCAGUUAAAUGAUGCAUCCUUUGAUACAUUGUCUGCAAAACCAAAGAUCUUUACUCAACUAGAGGCACUGACUGAAGUUCUGCUUGAGGCUUACACUGGUGCUAUAAAUGCAAAAGUUGAACGUGGAGAGCAGGAGAAAGGACUCUUGGAAGAGUACUGGAGCAGGAGGGAUGCACUUCUUAAUUCACUGUAUCAACAGACAAAGGAUCUUCUAAGAACUGGACAGCAGGAUUUUGAAGGAAAUAAGCAAGACGAAAUACAUAAAGACCUCCUGACACGUUUGCUGGGUGUCGCAAAGCAGCAUGAGUGCUAUAGCACUCUAUGGAACAUUUGCUGCGAUCUCAAUGAUUCUAUGCUGCUUAAGACUCUAAUGCAAGAAAGUAUGGGACCAAAAGGAGGGUUUAGUUACUAUGUCUUCGAACAGCUGUACGCAAGAAGACAGUUCUCCAAGCUUUUGAGACUCGGGGAAGAGUUUCCAGAGGAAAUGACUAUUUUUCUCAAACAGCAUCGCGAUCUCCUGUGGCUUCACGAGGGGUUUCUCCAUCAGUUUCCCUUGGCUUCGGAAACACUUCAUGAAUUGGCUCUAUCUCAGGAUGAGAGCUCUGGUUUGGAGGCUGAUGAAGAGGCAGAGUCAGGCUACAGGGACUUAACUCUUGCUGACAGAAAGCGUUUCCUCAACCUAGCAAAAAUAGCUGCUUUGGCAGGCAGUGAUGAUGAUACAGAGACUAAGAUGAAACGCCUCGAGGCUGAUUUGAGAAUUCUCAAGUUACAGGAAGAGUUACUGGAACACCUCGAUGAAGAAUCUAAGCAAAACAUCGAGAAACGGCUCCUCCGCCCUGAAGAUCUCAUUACAUUGUGCCUCGAUAGCAACAAGCCUGGGCUCACAUUACGGGCAUUUGAGAUAUUUGCAUGGACGAGCUCUUCUUUCCGUAGGCGGCACAGAGCCCUGUUAGAGGAGUGCUGGAAGAGUGCCGCCGAUGAAGAUGACUGGGGGGAAUUGUAUCGGGCAUCCAUGGCAGACGGUUGGAGCGAUGAAGAGACCAUGAGGAUCCUGAGAAGUACGGUGCUGUUUCAGGCUUCGAGCCGGUGUUAUGGGCCUGAGGCUGAGACCUUUGAGGAAGGGUUUGACGAGGUGUUGCCACAUAGGCAGGAGGGAUUAGCGUCGAGGGACUUGGAAUGCUCCGUGGAGGCAAUACUGAUGCAGCACAAGUUUUUCCCAGAUGCUGGUAAACUCAUGCUGACUGCGAUCGAAUUGGGUAGUCUGCAGGGCAUGAGUGAGGGCGAAGAUGGUGCUGUGCCUAUGGAGUGAAUACGGCACGCGCCCGAUGGUUUAAUCCUUCUGGGUAUAUUGUUAUCCGCUACGAACUUGACCUUGAAGAAGAAUUUAGCAGGGGAUUGGAUGGUAUGUACUGAGUCAGGGCAUUGAUGAAUCGGGUUCCAACGUGAUUCGUCUAUGUGGAGUCGGUUCACAAGGGGUGAUUGCUUGCGUGUCACGUAAAUAUGCAAAGAUGGAUGUAGGUUGUGAUCAGAAAUCUUGAAGUUGCUGUACUUUUGUUCCACAAUCCAUAUCAGCCCUUUUCAAGUUCUCUUCACAGGAUGAUAUUCAUUCUUCCAGGAAGGAAUGAAUUUCAAGCUAUAUAUAUUACUCUUACAUGUCUCAUUUUAGUGCGAGAUUAAUGAGUUUGAGAAUAGUUUCGAGAUAGACAUCGGUUCAUAAACUAGCAAUUGUCUCUGGGCUACUGAUGUUCGGUGUACAAUGAUCUGUGAUCUGUAAAAAAUUUACUGUCUUGUUUGGUGGUCCUUGAUCCCC